Messenger RNA from Alternaria ethzedia, 1362 nucleotides. RefSeq lists its product as uncharacterized. NCBI's taxonomy places the organism in Eukaryota, Fungi, Ascomycota, Dothideomycetes, Pleosporales, Pleosporaceae. Gene Ontology annotation, biological process: transsulfuration. The transcript is spliced from 2 exons. Gene Ontology annotation, cellular component: cytoplasm. The record is from RefSeq and is a predicted model, not a curated record. Bases 1 to 1362 code for a protein of 453 amino acids. Gene Ontology annotation, molecular function: carbon-sulfur lyase activity; pyridoxal phosphate binding.
AUGUCAUCUCAUCCAUUCACAGUCAUCAUGUCGGCAUACCACCCCUCAACACACGGUGUCCAUGGCGACGACCGCAUCAAUGUCCUCACCGAUGUCGCCCCACCAAUUCACACAUCGACUACCUUCCGGUAUCCUCACGACCCAUCAGAGCUCCAACCCGUCCCGAAAGAAGGCGAAUUCGUUGACCUACAAACCCCUCUGAUCUACUCUCGUCUCGCGUCCGCCAGCACCAACCGCCUAGAAACAAUCCUAGCGCCUUUACUCUACCCUGAUGCAAAACAGGAAGAGCUAGAUGGGCAAUCCGGGUUAGCAAACCAUGUUGUCAGCUACACAAGCGGCCUCAGCGCCUUCCAUGCCAUGCUCGUCAACAUUGUUCCCAAAGUUAUUGCCAUUAGUGGUGGCUACCAUGGCUGCCAUGGCGUGAUCGAACUACACAAGAAGAUGCACGGCGUCAAGACCGUGGACCUCCACGCCGAUGAUGCUGUUUGGGACGCCGCCGGCUUAGGUAAAGGCGACCUCGUGCAUCUCGAGACACCCUUGAACCCCACAGGAGAAGCUUUCGAAAUAGCGAAGUACGCCGCCCGAGCGCACAAGCGGGGCGCGUUCCUCAGCGUCGACACUACAUUCGCGCCACCAGGUCUACAGGAUCCGUUGCUGUGGGGCGCAGAUGUGGUCAUGCAUUCUGGAACGAAAUACAUCGGUGGUCACAGUGAUAUGCUUUGCGGUAUCCUGGCCACUGCAAAGGGGCCGGAAGGACUAAAGCAAGCCAAGACGCUACGUGCUGAGCGUAUUUUCCUGGGUGCAGUCCUAGGUAGUCUAGAGGGGUGGCUCGGCGUGCGAAGUCUCCGGACGUUUGAUUUGCGCGUUCAGCGACAGAGCAGCAACGCGGAAAAUCUUGUUCGCUGGCUGCAAGACUCACUCAAUGGUAAGGGAGAAGACGUAGAUGCCGUAAAGAAAGUCGUGCACAAGGUUGCUCACGCGAGUUUGCAAGAGAAGGACAUGUCGUGGUUGAAGAAGCAGAUGCCGAAUGGUUUCGGUCCCGUCUUCAGCGUCUACAUGAAGAGCAGCCAACAGGCGCGGUCUCUUCCCUCCAAUCUGCGUCUCUUUCACCAUGCGACCAGUUUGGGAGGUGUGGAGAGUUUGAUCGAGUGGCGCAGGAUGAGCGAUGCGGAUGUGGACGAGAGGCUGCUGAGGGUUAGUGUGGGCGUGGAAAACUGGGAAGACUUGAAGAAUGACUUCCUAGGAGCUUUCAAGGCGUUGGCUGAGGGAGGAGCGAAUAAGGAGAGUGCGAGUGGGGACGGAGAUGUGCAGGUCGGACAGGAUGGGGCGCAGAUGCCGAAAGCAGGAGCUGGUGCGGUGUGA